Ctenocephalides felis (cat flea) is the source of this 2851-nucleotide messenger RNA. RefSeq names its product GIGYF family protein CG11148-like. NCBI's taxonomy places the organism in Eukaryota, Metazoa, Arthropoda, Insecta, Siphonaptera, Pulicidae. The coding region runs from base 119 to 2851 and encodes 910 amino acids. The transcript is spliced from 15 exons. The record is from RefSeq and is a predicted model, not a curated record. Gene Ontology annotation, molecular function: protein binding.
GACAGACAUCGUACCCCUCUCUUUUGACGCAUGCGUAUUAAUAUUUGAUCAGCCAUAUUGGUACUCGAUCGUGUCCCAGUGUUUCUUUAAGAAAAUCAGCAUAUAACUUAAAAUCAAAAUGACCGACUCUCUGAAGUUUGGACCUGAAUGGUUGCGCAAUCUAUCUCAGGAUGGACCCAGUGCAGGCUCCGGUGGAGGGGGGCCUAAAUAUCAACUGGCAGAACAUCGUUAUGGGAGAGAAGAAAUGUUGGCAUUGUUCGACAAAACCUUAGGACAGCCAGAGCUAUUAGGAAAAUUCAAAUCUUUAUAUGUAGAACGUUUACAGCCACCCCUCGCCUUAGCACCGACACAAGAAGAUGAAGCCAAUCUAACUAAUAGAGGAGGAUGGCCCAGCAGACCAUUAACAGGGGGUGGAUCAUCAUCAAUUCGAGGAGGCCGUGGAGGGGGCGUCUCUGUAGAUAGGGGCAGAGGCCGUGGGGUCAGGGGAAAUGCCUAUCAUUCCCAAAACAUGAUGGGCGGCAGUGGUGUUCCACAAUUGGGCUCCUCCUCAUAUCCAAGAUCACAGAGCGGCUUUGAUCCAGAUGAUGUUGGCAUACGCAUUGGAAGGCCUAGGCCCUGGGCCGAACAAAAUGGCGAGGCGGAAUGGAAUGGCACAACGAGCCCUAGAAAAGAGUUUAAUCCAACAGGCCGAGCAAACACGGAUAAUUGGAGGAGACAUCGCGGCACGGAUGAUGAUGACGGGUGGCGAAAUCAACCUGAACAGAGGAGAACUGAAAAAUGGGGUCGAGGUGGUGGUACAUCAUCCAGCUGGCGCGAUGGAGACACCUCUGGCGGAGGGCAAGAAGGUGGCCCUGGUGGUGACCGAGAACUUUUAUCCAGGGGCAUAGAAAGACUAGAGAGAGAACUCCGAGAACGAGGAAGCGGAGGGAGUGCGAGUGACAGAGGUGAUCGAAUUACUCAUAACUCACAAAGUAGUGGAGCAUCCGCGGUCGCCAGAUCAUGGAAUGCUCGGAAACCUUGGGAUGUCGAUGACAUAUUACCUGAAUGGGCCAUGGAGAAUCCGUCCGAAUCUGGUGGUACUUUUGAUGCCUCUGGAGCUUUCCAUGGCUCCGAUGACGAAAACGAAAGGUCCUCUAGACUUAAUCACUCGCACUCCACAAAUAAUAUACACAGUUCUCCUAGACCUGCUACAUUGUCUAGGUCUCAGACUCAAGGUAGCAUUUUGAUCAAUAAGCACUCCAACAGUAGUAACAACCAGGAUACCUCAAAUUCAAAGCACCGUUUGAAAGACCACUCAGCGACAGAAACAUCACAUUCUGAUGAGGAGAUGGGUUAUCAAAAUCGAAGAAGUGAAGACACACGACAAUCAAAUAGCGCCCGCAAAAUAAAACCUGAACGUGAAAUAAGCAUAGAGCAUUUGGAGCCAGAUCAAAAAUCGCCAGACACGCCUAAUCAAAACAAUAAGAUACUCGAAGGCAACAACAAGACGGAUUCAAAGAAGCAGCAAGAUAAUAAUAGUAAGAACAAACCGAGUGCUGAAACACCAAUUAAAAAGAACGGUUCACCUAAGAAAAGUAUUAAAAUAAAAGAUGACAGUGAGCAGGUGCAGAAAAUGAACGACAGUAAUAAUACAAGUAGAAGCAAUAAUGAUGGUUAUGUUGAUGAGCGCAGCUCGGAGAGCCCUGUUGAUAAAAAAGAUGAAUACUCAAAAACUGCAAAUUGUACUCAGGAGGAGGAGGAUAUUAUCAAGAGGCCAGACAUUCCAAGGCAAAGUCAACCUCAACACGAUGAGUUUGCAAGGAUGCAAGAAGUUGCCGAUGAUCUAGUUGCACAUCUUAUGAUGGAUGAUGAGAGAGCACCUCCAGCCAUGACGACAGUUCAGCAACAAAUCAUACAGCAGAGUCUUCCUGUGUCUUCUAUGGUAGCGCCUCCCAUGACACUUCCACCAAAUCUGCACGGGGUAAUGCCUUUAUUGCCUCCUACGCAACCUGUGGUUAUGUCUGUGGUUGGUAGCGAUAAGUGGUUUUAUAGGGAUCCUCAGGGAGAGGUGCAAGGACCAUUCCUGGCCAGUGAAAUGUCAGAGUGGUACCGUGCUGGUUAUUUUACGAACGAACUUCUCGUACGAAGGGCUUGUGACGACCGAUACACAACCCUUGGGGAACUGGUUAAAGUCUGUGGCGGUGUAGUGCCAUUUAAUCCAUCCGUCAGACUGCCCCCAUUAAAGGUUGAAACAUCAGUUCUCAAUUCGAACGGUCUACAGUCACCUUUAACCACUCAGCAAACGAAUCCUGCACUCAUUCCUGGAACACCUCAAUACCGGCAAGCACAACUAUUAGGUCGACAGAUAGCAGCAAGACAGGAAGCUCACCUUCAGGUUUUGCGUGACCUGAGCAGAUCAGAGCGAUGGGCUUCAAUGACACCCGGAGAACAGAAUGCUGUCUUGAUGCAACAGUUGGCACAAAUUCCAUUCCCUGAUGCUUUUGCAACACCUAAUGUGCCUGCUGGUUUGGGAAUAGUUCCGCCUUCUAUACCUUUAACACAGCCUACAACGGUUCCUCAGCAUAAUCCUUUGUUACAGUUGAUUUCUCAAAUGCAACAGACGAAACAAACUGGUAACCUCAUCUCUCAGGUGCCCCCAUUACUUGAUCCAACAAAGCCGUCAGCGCUGGGACAUAUAGUGGCUGGAUUCCCAAUGCCUAGUGCAAUGAACCAUCUUAAUAAUCUCUCCUCGAAUCAUAUCACAGCUUCAACUUUGCAUCACCAGUUAGCAAAGAAAGGCUUUAAAUCAGAACAUUCCACCGCCCAUCAGUACCCCGGAGUCUCUGCUCAGUCAGACUUCAGAUCAGCAUAA